Daldinia vernicosa is the source of this 3109-nucleotide messenger RNA. RefSeq lists its product as uncharacterized. Gene Ontology annotation, molecular function: 5'-flap endonuclease activity; crossover junction DNA endonuclease activity. The transcript has 2 exons. Bases 223 to 2811 code for a protein of 862 amino acids. NCBI's taxonomy places the organism in Eukaryota, Fungi, Ascomycota, Sordariomycetes, Xylariales, Hypoxylaceae. The record is from RefSeq and is a predicted model, not a curated record.
UCAAUAUUUAAGUUUUACCCUUAUGAAUGACUACAUAAUCCGUACUAAGGUACAUGGUAUGUAUCGUAUUGCAUCGCCCAAAACGCCAAAACGAUCCCACCUUUACGCAGGUUACAAUCUUUCCAUUUGUUAAUCAAUUUUACUCCUUAGUGGUUAAUGGUUGAGACUGGCAAUUCAUGGCUAGAUAGCCCGAGACAUCAAUUCAAACGGUAGAAUUUCGCGAUGGGGAUUAAAGGCAUAUAUAAAGAAAUUGGCACCGGCAAGCGAAUAGCGCUUACAAAGCUUGCUGUCGAGAAGCUUGAAGAGACUGGUCGCCCCUUGCGUAUAGCUAUAGACAUCGCUAUAUGGCAAUUCCAAGUCCAAGCAGGCCGAGGUGGUUCUAACCCCGCCGUUCGAACAUUAUUCUACCGGCUACUCCGUUUGCUUGGCUUAUCUAUACAACCCAUCUUCGUUUUCGACGGGCCUAGGAAACCCGUAUUCAAGCGAAACAAGCGGUCUGGUCGAGGUGAUGGCGUUGCUACAGCUAUGGCCAAGCGAAUGAUUAGACUGUUCGGGUUUCAAGUCCACGAUGCUCCCGGAGAAGCAGAAGCCGAGUGCGCGCUGUUACAGCAAACUGGCAUCGUCGAUGCCGUACUCAGCGAGGAUGUCGACACCAUCAUGUUCGGCUGCACGCGGACACUAAGGAAUUGGUCGUCCGAAGGUACGAGAGGAAGUAAAACGCCUACUCACGUCUCCAUGUACGACACCCAAGGGUUGUUAGAAAGCGGCGCCGGUCUGGAUCGGGAAGGGAUGGUCCUAGUUGCACUCAUGAGCGGCGGUGACUACCUCCCGGAAGGAAUUCCCGGCGCCGGUAUCAAAGUAGCUUGCGAAGCCGCCCGAGCAGGAUUCGGCAAGGCUUUGUGUAGACUGAAAAAGUCAGAUACGUCUGAAAUAUCCAGCUGGAAAGAGUGGCUGGCCUACGAGUUACAACACAACGAGAGCGGAUUUUUUAAGACGAGGCACAAAGCUUUAUCCAUACCCGAGGAUUUUCCAAAUAUCGACGUUCUCAGAUACUAUACUCACCCGGUAGUAUCCCCCGCUUCGACACUCGAAAGAUUAAGACAACUACAGUGGGAUCAGCCGGUUGACAUUCAAGGGCUACGAGAGUUCGUUAGAGAAACCUUUGAUUGGAGUUAUCGAAUAGGGGCUAUCAAGUUCAUAAGGGUUCUAGCACCGUGUUUGCUGGUGCGAAAGCUGAUAACACGGAGCACUCGCGGUGAUCGUGAUACCGAUUCCAUUGAGAUUCUAGAGAAACAGGAGUCGGAACUGGUAAAGUCGAUCACAAGUAGACGUACCCAUUUCAGUACGGAUUCAACGCCAGAACUACGUAUAUCUUUCGUGCCAACCAAAAUAGUCGGUUACGAUUUUCAAGAAGAACCGGAUGAGGCCAUCGACUAUGGACGAGAUGGUCUAGCGCUCAAUAGCGAUGAGGAAUUCGAACCUACGGCGGAAGAUGGAGCGGCCGGGAAGACCAGUAAGAAACCAUUUAAUCCGGUCGAACCUGACCUAUUCUGGUUGCCAGAAACCAUAGCAAAACUCGGAAUACCUCUUACAGUUGAGGACUGGGAAGAAGCCCAACGUGCCAAGUUGGCGCCUCGUCAGAAGGCUAAGGCCCCAAAGCAAAAGAGUAAACCCGCGGGUACCACUUCUAGGGCAUUAGACAAGUUCGUCAAAGUUACCAAGAAUGUCCCACGAGAUACAGAAGCUGGUAAAAAUAAUACGCCGGUAUCUCCUGCACCUUCUCGGAUUAGAAGUCCACUUGGUGUUUCUAGGAUACCUUCGCAGAGCUUAGCUCCCCCUGCUCCAACCAGUAAGACGCCUCAAAAAACGCGGCCCACGAGAUCCAGUAAGCAGACCAAAUCUAAUUCCACGGCCAGGAAUGCAUCCCCAACACCAAGGCCGGAUGCGAGUACCAAUCCCUGGACGAUUGCGAGUUCACACGUCAAUUCCAGGGCUCCCAAGGCCAAGUCUACGAAAGCUUCUGAGGCCAUUAUUAUAUCCUCUAGCCCACCUACGUCGCCUAGCCCGAUCCAUCAUUCCACAACACAGGGUCCAGAUAGUCACACCACCGGAAAUAUCUCUACAACAUCUCUUUCUUCAACUUCAAGUUUAGGUCCUCGAAAGCGGCGUCCUACCACGCCGACAAAGAUAGAUCAGAUAAGCGACGGGACAUUAAACAGUCACCGUAAUGUAGGAAGAGCCCUAAGUCCGUCGCCGAAGUCGAGUGAGAAGAAACCCCAUCGCAAGCUAGCCAGGACGGAAUCACUGCCUGUGGCAGAAAGCCCGCGGCAGCCACCCACAGGAAGUAAGAAUGGGACACGUCUAUUCGAGCGAGCACGCACUAUGAUAGUCGAGGCCCUACCACUCUCGGACUCGGAAGGCGAAGAGGACGAAUUCGAUCUUCCUCCAUUAAGUACCGUCGUUAGCAAACUCCCCCUCGGGAACAAACCAUCUACCAAAACCAACAUAACAGAAAAGCGAGUAUCUCGAGUCUCAGAGUCAAAAGAGACGAAGCAGCAGCCGGAGAAAGACAAGAAUAGACAGACAACUCUAAACAACACCUUCACCGCAACUAAAAGGAUGACUAAAGUAUACGCACCUCGUAAAAGCGAACCUGGAUUUUUCACAGAAGUUGAGGUCGCGGCCGACGAGGCCGAUGACCUGCUAUUGAGAUUUAGGGGCGGCGAUCCUACACGGAACGGCACCGGUCGGGGAGCAGCGGCAUGGCGUCGUAGUGAUAUUUCGUGCAUCGACCUGACGGGUGAGGAUUGAUUUCUCUAUCAUACACACUUAACCUAGGGGAGUAUUGCAGGCGUACUUUUCGAGGAAGAAGAAGUGAAAUUGCAUUUCAGGCUACAAGCAGCGGUUGGUCUCGGCGGCGUUUGCAUUGCAUACAUACACGUAGCAUUGAAUAGAAUACAAGGCAGAAUGGAAUAUAGAUGAUGAUAGGAAGGGUUACUUAAUCCAAGAUGAAUAGAUCAUGGUCAAGAUUUAUAUAUCUAGGUACCCUACUAGGUUAUAAUAUUUUGCUCUUCAUUUUUCGUUUUUGUCUAUUUAAAUUGUUUGUCGG